AUGAAUUAACCUUAUCUUCAUCCGGCACAACAAAUUAAUUAGGACUCUGCUCCCAAAGAAACCCUUUAUGUCACUGGAUUAAAUGAUAAAAUCAAAUUGGAAGACUUAAAAUUUGUGUUAUACAUUCUCUUCUCUCAAUUUGGAGAAGUCUUAUAGAUUGUAAUGAAAAAAACAUAAAAAUUAAGAGGUCAAGCCUUUAUUGUAUUUUAAAAUAUUACUUAUGCCACCAAUGCCAAAUCAGCCUUGACUGGAAUGAUGGUCUAUGACAAACCACUAAUUAUUGAAUUUGCAUACAAGAAGAGUGUUAUUUUUGAUAGGAUGGAAGGCAAAUUUUAUUACAAAUAGAAACAACAAAAGGAAUUACAACCAACCUUGCCAACAGAGUUGGUAAAGGAGAAGAAAUAAAAAAAAUUAGAAGAUAAAUUAAAUAACAAUCCUGUUUUCAAUUAAGGAGAAGUUAAUAAUGUGUUAUUGAUAGAAUCAUUACCCCCAUUUGUCACCGAAAUUAUGUUAUCAGAGUUAUUUAGACAAUAUCCUGGUUAUUCUUUAAUCAAAUUAAUAAGUGCAAGAGGCUUGGCCUUUGUUGAAUAUUAAAAUGAUGACCAAGCUACUGUAGCAUUGAAAGGUCUGAACAAUUUUAAAGUAACUCCAGAAUGUUAACUCAAAGUAAAAUAUGCAAAAAAAUGA
Messenger RNA from Paramecium tetraurelia, 687 nucleotides. RefSeq lists its product as uncharacterized. Gene Ontology annotation, molecular function: U1 snRNA binding. Gene Ontology annotation, cellular component: U1 snRNP. NCBI's taxonomy places the organism in Eukaryota, Ciliophora, Oligohymenophorea, Peniculida, Parameciidae. The record is from RefSeq and is a predicted model, not a curated record. Gene Ontology annotation, biological process: mRNA splicing, via spliceosome. The transcript is spliced from 2 exons.